Molecule: messenger RNA, 2349 nt
Organism: Myripristis murdjan (pinecone soldierfish)
Lineage: Eukaryota; Metazoa; Chordata; Actinopteri; Holocentriformes; Holocentridae
Product: protocadherin alpha-3-like
Exons: 2
Coding region: 1-2349 (782 amino acids)
Biological process (GO): homophilic cell-cell adhesion
Cellular component (GO): plasma membrane
Molecular function (GO): calcium ion binding
Source: RefSeq, a predicted model, not a curated record
AUGGGAUUCUGGUAUUUUGCACUGCGUCUCAUUCAGCUGUGGCUCCUCUCUGACCAGAUUUCGGCUCAGAUAAGGUAUUCUAUUUCAGAGGAAGUUAAAGUCGGAUUGGUUGUGGCAAACAUAGCUAAAGACUUUGGUAUUGACAUAAGCGCUUUGAAGGAGAGAAGGCUUCGUAUAGUGUCUGGAUCAAAGGAUGAUAUUUUCCAGUUAAAUCAGAACAAUGGAGCCUUGAUCAUUCUUAAGCAUAUCGACAGAGAGGAAAUAUGUGACAGCUACGAGGUGUGCAAAAUAGAUCUCAAACUUGUUUUAGAAAAUCCACUCGAAAUUCACUAUGUUGGUGUGGAAAUAGUUGAUGUCAACGACCAUUCCCCCGCUUUCUCCGACAAAGACCAACAUAUAGAAAUAGCUGAAUCCACACUUCCAGGAACAGGUUUCCAACUACUGCCUGCCCGUGACCCCGAUUUCGGGACAAAUUCAGUCAGUUUAUAUAAAUUAAGCCCAAACGAAUAUUUUGAAAUAGAAAUUAGAGACAGUGGCGAAGAGGUAAAAAUACCGAUUCUGAAACUGCGCAAAUCCCUCGACAGAGAAUGUGAGAGUAGACAUUUUUUGGUUUUGACAGCCGUUGAUGGUGGAAAUCCUCCAAAAUCUGGACAUUCCAAUAUUACAGUCACUGUUCUUGAUAACAAUGAUAACGGACCCGUAUUCAGCCAAGAUGUUUAUUUAGCAACGAUACAAGAGAAUGUAGGAAAGGGUUAUUUUGUGGUUAAAGUUAAUGCUACUGACUUGGAUGAUGGAAUGUAUUCCGAGGUGACAUAUUCUUUCCUUAAAAACUUGAAAAAAAAGUUUUAUGAUACUUUUCGUUUGGAUUCUAAAACUGGUGAAAUUUUCGUCAAGGGCGAAAUUGAUUUUGAGGAUACUGAAGUGUUUAGAGCCGAUGUUGUGGCAUCUGAUAAAGGACAGCCUCCCAUGACUUCAGAUUGUAGGGUCAUAAUAAAGAUUAAAGAUGUAAAUGAUAAUAAACCUGAAAUAGAAGUGACAUCGCUUUCUAACGUGGUUCCUGAAAACGCAAGUCCUGGAACAGUGAUUUCUCUCAUUAGCGUUACUGAUAAAGACUCUGACAUGAACGGCAAGGUAAUAUGUAGUCUCCCUGAUGAUGUGCCAUUUGAAUUAAAACCUUCAGUUCAAGAUAGCAUGUUCUCUUUAAUUAUUAAACAACGAUUGGACCGAGAAAGUACGUCACACUAUGAUAUCACAAUUAAGGCCACUGACUGUGGCCAGCCUCCUCUGUCCACGCUUACAACUCUCAGCAUUCAGGUGUCAGAUGUGAAUGACAACAGGCCAGAAUUUGCCCAGAACCCCUUUUUACUGUAUUUGAUUGAAAAUAAUGUCCCCGGUGAAUCUAUUUUUUCGAUGAGUGCAUCAGAUAAAGAUUUAAAUGAAAAUGCAGCCAUCUCCUAUCAUAUUGUAAGACAGGACGGGGAAAAGAACAACAUGGCGACCUUCCUUAAUAUAAAUUCUGAUAGUGGACAAAUUUCCGCUCUGAAAAGUUUUGAUUUUGAGACAGUGAAAACCUUCCAGUUCCAAGUUGUUGCCACAGACUCUGGAACUCCAUCACUGAGCAGCAACGUCACAGUGAACGUGUUCAUUCUGGAUCAGAACGACAACGCUCCAGUCAUCUUAUUUCCAGUCAGCGCGAACGGUUCUGCUGAAGGUGUGGAGGAGAUUCCCCGCAAUGUGAACCCAGGCCACCUGGUGACUAAAGUGAGAGCCUAUGAUCCAGAUAUAGGAUAUAACGGCUGGUUGUUGUUUUCACUGCAGGAAGUGAGUGACCACAGUCUGUUUGGUUUGGACCGCUAUACAGGACAGAUAAGAACACUUCGCUCAUUCACAGAGACAGACGAGGCUGAGCAUAAACUGGUCAUACUGGUGAAAGACAAUGGGAACGUUUCCUUGUCUGCAACAGCCACUGUGAUUGUCAAGGCUGUGGAGCCCAAAGAGGCUUUUGCAGCUGCUGAUGUUAAAAGUUCAACUACAGCUGAGGAAGAGAGUGGUGUUCCAUUUUAUCUCAUGCUGACUUUGGGCGGAGUUUCAGCACUUUUUGUGAUUAGUAUCAUCGUGUUGAUUGCAAUGCAGUGCGCCAAACCCACCGACUAUUCCUCCAAAUACUUACAAGACACUAAUUACGACGGGACACUUUGCCACAGCAUCCAGUACAGAUCUGGAGAAAAACGGUACAUGUUAGUUGGACCCAGAAUGAGUAUAGGAUCUACUAUAGUUCCGGGCAGCCAUGCGAAUACUCUUGUGGUCCCUGAUAAGAGACAUACGGCUGGAGAGUGGCUGAAGUUGUAG